Tribolium castaneum (red flour beetle) is the source of this 1071-nucleotide messenger RNA. RefSeq lists its product as uncharacterized. The record is from RefSeq and is a predicted model, not a curated record. NCBI's taxonomy places the organism in Eukaryota, Metazoa, Arthropoda, Insecta, Coleoptera, Tenebrionidae. The transcript is spliced from 5 exons. Bases 87 to 947 code for a protein of 286 amino acids.
UGUCACUGACGUCGUCCCCCACGUCACUCAGCUUCGGCGCCGUCAUCCACGUUCAUUUAUCGAUCGAUGCGCACCGUUUUUGAAAAAUGGCCGGUGCCGCCGAUCUCGACAAUCUCGAAUAUUACAUCAAAUUUCCCAGUCCAAAUUUUAACUACAGCCAACCGAAUGGCACCGGAGAAAGUGACUACGUUUUUGUCGUCAAUGAAGAAAAAAUCCCCGUUAUCCUACUUUUCGGUUGGGCCGGAUGUCAGGAUAAGUAUUUGGCCAAAUAUUCGCAAAUUUACGAAGACCGAGGUUUGAUAACUUUGAGAUACACCGCUCCGGUGAAAUGCCUCUUUUGGAAGCGACUGCAGAUGAUCACGAUUGGAGAACGACUCGUUAAGCUUUUGGUUGAUUUAAAUUUUGAGAAUCACCCGAUUAUUGUGCAUUGUUUCUCAAAUGGGGGCGCUUUUCUGUAUCAGAAUUUCACGCUGGCGCUUGAAAAGAGCCCCAAACCGAUUCAGAUAAAAGGAGUGAUUUUCGACUCAGCGCCCGGAAAACGUCGCGUUCUGAGUCUGUUUCGGGCCAUUUCGGCAAUUUUGGGUGGAAGGCCCCUUUACAAUAUUCCCGCUUCAGUCCUCAUGACUAUGUUUUUGUCUAUGAUUUGGUUAUACGAGGUUGUUAGCAAUUACAUCAGUCCGAAAAAAACGUUCCAAUCGAACCCGUUAGAAAACUUGAAAGAUGAUAAAAACAACUGUCCCCAACAUUUUAUCUACUCGAAAAAAGACAUUCUUAUUCCUUAUACGGAUAUUGAAUAUUUCGCCAACUAUCGAAAAUCUCUGGGUAUCGAUGUAACAACUCUCUGUUACGAAACAAGUCCUCAUGUUAAACACUACACCGAAAAUAAAGAAAGUUACGUGAGUAGCGUAUGCAAUUUUUUAAAUAAAUGCCUAAAUGGCACAAAUUAAUUCACACAAAAAACAUUUCAACGCUUAAUUAAACUUUAGGGUACAAUUUAUUUUUCUAGACGUUGUUGAAUUGCACAAAAUGUAUUUAUUUCAAUUGUUUCAUUAAAACUAUGUUCCCAAAUGA